Cladophialophora immunda is the source of this 1749-nucleotide messenger RNA. RefSeq lists its product as uncharacterized. The coding region runs from base 800 to 1594 and encodes 264 amino acids. Gene Ontology annotation, molecular function: DNA-binding transcription activator activity, RNA polymerase II-specific; RNA polymerase II transcription regulatory region sequence-specific DNA binding. Gene Ontology annotation, cellular component: nucleus. NCBI's taxonomy places the organism in Eukaryota, Fungi, Ascomycota, Eurotiomycetes, Chaetothyriales, Herpotrichiellaceae. Gene Ontology annotation, biological process: regulation of transcription by RNA polymerase II. The transcript has a single exon. The record is from RefSeq and is a predicted model, not a curated record.
CGGGACCAAAUAAUGGAGACAAAGCCAUGAUUAUGAUUCAUCUGUUGCCCCCAGCGCCCUCGGCAGUUACAAUGGAUGCGGUUUACCACGAUUGACCCCCUUUCUCACUGUUGACUUGGUUAUCUGGAAGAGGUUGGGGCCUUCAAGCCAUUGAGUGAUAUUAUUUGGCAAGAUCUCGAACAAAGCGAGCGAAUCGAUUCGGCAGGUGAAGAAAGGACCCUGUUCGAGAGGGGUGCGAGUGGGAGGAGCACGAGGAGCACGAGGAGCACGAGAAGCUCCCAGUGCAAUUCCCGAAGCGAGUCCGAAAAGGCCAACCACGCAACGGACGAAACCCACGCCGGGCGCUCGCCUCCCACGAAGCUUGCAGCCCGCGUACAGCCUCCCACACCUGUGACACCCUCCAAGUAAUCCCUCUGACUGAGAGUUUUCGCGCCCCUCUCUGCACCCGACCUUUCACGCACUACUUCCUCUCCCACGAGAACGCAAUUUUCUCUCCCCACUAUUGCUACCUCGUCCCUCCAUUCUCCCACCACCUUUCUACAGAGUCGACGUCUGUUCUUGGGCUGUAGAAGGACGAGUAGAAUAUUCUGCGCGAAGGGCGACGGCUGCUUUACUGCACCCCGACGGUCGAAAGUCGACGAGAUCGCCACCCGCAGAUACCGUGUCAUAGUGCGCCCUUUUGUCGACAACCCUGGGGCGCCAACUCCCACUCAAUCCGUCGUCCCCUGCCGAAUACCUCCAGAUCCGUACACAGCGCUGAGGAGGAGCAAACAGGGCAAAGGGAAGAGCACUCAGGACCAUGUCGGGGUAUCGCGGCCGUACAGGGCCGAACUUUUCAGAGUACCUGAACAAUCUCAAUACUCUGGCAUCGCCCUACGACCAGGAGCAGUUCCCGACGGAAGAGCUAGACAUCAGCCAGGACCUGGCCAUGUUCACAAACACCGACUUCACCCACUUUGACAUUCCUCCGCUACCUGAAGAUGGCUCUUUCAAUUUCGACCUUGGCGACUCUAAAACCAACCCAAAUAACGUAAAAUACGAAGAACUCCUCUCUGGCUCUUCGCCCACACACAACUAUCAACCCUCCAACAUCGAUACUUCCGCGGGCGACUCUUCACACUACUACGGCACAUAUAACACUCCCAUUCAACCCGCACCGAUCCCAGGCUUUAAUAACCUUGACUCUCAUACAUCUCCUGGCACCUCAACGGCCACUGGACUCCAAGCAGCGCGGAGGAAAGGUGAUGCCGUUGACGCAAAUAUAUUGAAUCCGGAGGAGAAGUCUCGCCUAGCUGCCGAGGAAGAUAAGAGGCGGAGGAACACGGCCGCCAGUGCGCGAUUUCGCGUCAAGAAGAAGCAGCGCGAGCAGGCGUUGGAGCGGACGGUGAAGGAAGUCCAGGAGAAGAACGCUAAACUGGAGGCCAAGGUGAAUCAACUGGAGAUGGAGAACAAAUGGCUCAAAGAUUUAAUCACCGAGAAGAAUGGGAUGUCAUCAAAGGAAGAGAUGGCAGCGGCGUAUCAACAGUACCGCAAAGAAAGCGAGGAGCGAGAGCUGAAGCUCCACGAACACACGACCGGGGUAGGCACCGAUUGAUUUGCAACCAAAUAAAAGGAGAGGCUUACUUUUGGGAUUUUUUGAUUGAUACACAAGAUUCUAUGUGGCUUUUACAGUGCCCAUGAUACCAGAUAAACCAGAAUAUUAUUCAGACAACGAGACAUGUCUUGGAAGGGUUUUGUGUUGGAUUUUGC